Molecule: messenger RNA, 1362 nt
Organism: Serendipita indica DSM 11827
Lineage: Eukaryota; Fungi; Basidiomycota; Agaricomycetes; Sebacinales; Serendipitaceae
Source: the annotation of a GenBank genome assembly
AUGAUCUCGACUGCUGCUCUCCUUACUCUCGUCCCAGCCGUCCUGGCUAUCCCCAGUAACAUCAAGAGGACCGGUCCCGAUGGCGCCUCUGUGCUCUCGACCAUCGUCGCUGGAACCACGACUUACUACUCGCGUGGAUGCUACGAUGAGCUCAAGUCCGGUCAACAUGCUCUCCAGCACGAGAUUACCUCUACCCUCACUUCCAUCUCCGCUACUACUUGCGUUGUCGGCUGUCAACUCGCUGGCUACUCCAUCGCCGGUGUCAUGAAUGGCAACCAGUGCUUCUGCGACAAUGCCAUGUCCCCCGACGCUCCAGAACUCGACGCCGAGCAAUGCGACUCUGCUUGCUCUGGUAAUUCUCUCGAGGUAUGCGGUGGUGUCUGGCACUAUGACAUUUAUUAUACGUCGUCUACCGGCGAUAUCCCUGCACCUACCCCCGUCACCCAGGUCACGACUGGUGGCCAGAACUGGGUCAACCUUGGGUGCUACGUUGAUCAACUCUGCGCAGCGACCUGCAAGGACGAGGGCUAUGCCGUUGCUGGUAUCGAAUGGGGCCGCGAGUGCUACUGCGGUAACACCAUCUACAACCCGACGCUCGCACCCCUCAGCGAAUGCAACCAAGCCUGCUCAGGAGACUCUACCAAGGCUUGCGGAGAUCAGGACCGCAUCUUGUUCUACACUGUCGAUGGAAAGCAGCCCAACACGGCCAGCAACAGCUGUGGCCCGAGCUCUUCAUCCUCGACCGCAUCUUCCAGCAUUUCCACGUCCAUCUCCUCGUCUAUUUCCUCGUCUUACAGCUCUUCUAGCUCGACGACAAUGCAGCCCACGACUACUCGCCCAACUACGGCCAGCUCGAGCGCGACCAAGCCUUGCACAACCUCCUCAACUACUCCUAAGCCGACCACCACCAGGCCCUGCACGACUUCUACUACUCCAAAGCCGACUACUACAAAGCCAUGCACAACUUCGACGCGCCCCACAAGCACACCGACGCCUCCCAAGCCCCAGCCAACAUGCGGACGUCCAAACAAACACGAUGGAUACAUUCAUCAGGGCUGUUACAACGAGAACCCAUGGUGGCGCUCGAUCAACCAAUACUCGUUUAGCUCCAACUCGAUGACCCCAUCAAUGUGCUCUGACAAGUGCUUCAGCAAGGGAUUCAAGUAUGCCGCUCUCGAAAAGGGUACUGAUUGCUACUGCGGUAACAAUUGCCCUACGUCGCAGGCUCCCUCGAGCCACUGCAACAAGCCAUGCAAGGGUGACAGCCAGUGGAUCGGUGGUGGCAAUAGCGGAAAGAUCACCGUCUACAAGUCGGUCAUCCUCGGCUAUCCCCGCUGGGCAUGGCCUUGGGGAUGGAACUAA